Molecule: messenger RNA, 2712 nt
Organism: Cladophialophora immunda
Lineage: Eukaryota; Fungi; Ascomycota; Eurotiomycetes; Chaetothyriales; Herpotrichiellaceae
Exons: 4
Coding region: 1-2712 (903 amino acids)
Source: RefSeq, a predicted model, not a curated record
AUGUCCUCGAGGCCUAUCACUCCUGUUUCACCCGUCCAAAGCGCUCACCCCGAUGCUUCGAUACACUCCGCGCGAGCACCGAGUGCUAGAAUAUCUUCUCGACCAGUAUCCUAUGUCGGCACCCAGCAUACCGAGACCGUGUCACAUCCGAACCACUCUCAAGCGGCUUUACUACAGGAUCAAUCCGCCGUAGCGCAAGCUGCCGACUUGCAUGAUGAAGUCGUCCACCAAAACCAAGAGUCCCCGGAGCUCCCGCGGACCAACUCGCACAUGUCAGGGUCGCAGACUCUACUGCCAUCGAGAGGUGGGACACUGAAGAAAAAGGCUUCCCUUCACAAGAGCGCAAGUCUGAAAAGGACGGCUAGCAAAAGGAGCAGCUAUGCUGGUUCCGUGCGAAGUAUGCCACUGGCCGAAAAGGAGAAGUACGGCGAGACCGAGGAGAGUAACAGCGUGUUCUACUGUCCAGUCCCGACCACCGGGAAUCCUACAGAGCUUCUCGCAGCGCGAUUUCAAGCAUGGCGUAAAGUCCUCAAAGAUUUAAUCAACUACUUCCGCGAACUGCACAAGACAUAUGAGAUGCGAGCCAAGGCGCUCAUGUCGACCUCCAACGUCGUCAACAACACCACUAUACCUUCCAACUUCUUGACAUCGGGUGGUUUGGGCGACGCCGCAUACAUCCUUCGAGACUUUCACAAACAAGGACUUAACGAAGCCAAUAAGGCUCGAGACCUCGAGAACGAGGUCAUUAUUCAACUCACGGGUCUGCGCAGUGAUCUUCAACAGAAGAUUAAAGAGAUCAAAAGCUUGUCUGGUGAUUUUAAGAAUUCGGUAGACAAGGAAAAGGAGGCCACCAAAAGGGCGGUCCAAUCUCUCCAGGAAUCCCUCGGCAUGGUUGAUCACGACGCAACAUCGACGGGAGGGAGAGGUGACCCUUUCCUGGUCAAGAUGGCGGUCGAUAAGCAGAUUGAGAAACAGAUCGACGAAGAAAACUAUUUGCAUCGGGCCUAUCUCAACCUCGAAGCGUCUGGCCGAGAGCUGGAGUCCAUCGUGGUCGGCGAAAUCCAGAAGGCGUAUAAUGUGCUUGCCGGCAUCCUACGCCGCGAAGCCGACGACGCCUAUGACACAGCUGAGAAGCUCAAGGAUGGACCAUUGUCAAUGGCCAAGGACCAUGAGUGGGACGAAUUCACCAAGAAUAACAAUCAGAUGGUGGACCCAAGAAUCCCCAUUCGACAAGUCUCUCACAUUAUCUAUCCCGGAAAAGAACAUCCCGCGGCUAUCGAGGUGAGGAGCGGCAUGCUUGAGCGGAAGAGCAAAUAUUUAAAGAACUACACUCCUGGAUGGUACGUGCUGUCGCCGACACAUUUACACGAAUUCAAAUCGGCGGACCGAAUCGCAUUCCAGUCGCCCGUCAUGUCAUUGUAUCUACCCGAGCAGAAAUUGGGCGCUCAUUCCGAACUCGAUUCUUCGUCACAUAAAUUCAUGCUCAAGGGCCGACAGACUGGAUCGAUGCACCGCGGGCACGCUUGGGUCUUCCGAGCUGAAUCUCACGAAACUAUGUUAGCGUGGUUCAAUGACAUCAAAGAGCUUACCGAAAAGCGAGGCGAGGAACGUAAUGAGUUUGUUCGCAGACAGCACGCUCGAUCUCUAUCUGGAAACAGCGUCAAACCGGCGAGCAUUAUCAGCUCGGAGGGCGAAAUGGAAGACGAUGAGGCUGAUCGCGUUGCGUUUUCUGGCGAACAAUCUGUGCGAGGAACGUCUGCUGAUGAAGCUGCGGCCGCCGCGGCCGUCGCCGCCAGCGCCGGUGGACUCGGUGCGGCUGCGUUGAACGACAUUGAGGACAACAGGUCUGAAGCCGGGUGGCGUCCUCCACAACGACCAGCACCAGGUGGGCGAUUUCCAUCUGAUCUCAACGUUCAGCGCGGCUUACAAGCUCCGCUGUCCCCUUCUAGUGGAGAGAGUUCUGACCCAGACCGUGAUGUCAUAGCAGCAGCAGGUGCUCUACCAGGCAGCGGAGUACCUUUCGCCCAUACCACAGAAAAGCAUACGGAUCUACAACCAGACGCUCACCCACCAGAUGGUCCGACUUCGCAGAUGAACACAACAAGCCAGUAUGCGCCGGGCCACCAUCCAAAUAUAUUCCCCAAUCGUCAGCCUCCCCCUUCCCAUGAUGGCGCAAGUCAAUAUGGCGAAUGGAUGGCACCGAUCGCUGCAAGUGCGGGAGGCGCAGCAUUAGCUGCUGGUGCAAUGCAUCAUCACAAUGAGCAUCAGCAGGAGAAGCAGACUGAGACAGCUGGCCAACGCCUAGGCGGCGAAUCAGCCAUACCGCAGUAUGGUGAAUCCUCACCUCCCAUACCCGUGGCCACUGCAGCACCAGUCGAUGCACCGUCUGGGCCGAGGGCAAUGAGCGAAAUAACCACAGCGCCUAGCUCGGCUGCUGCGAACACCGUAUCUUCAGGAACGGAGACGGGGACUUUGUCCACCGUGCCUACAAGCACAGGCCAUGGCACGGCGACUGACACUAUGUUCGGCGCCAACGGUGUGUAUGCGGGCCCCAGGACAUCCAAAACCGCGCCGACAGAUUAUGUCGUCAAGCCGGCGCAAAUUUAUGACAGUCAGAAGACCACCAGGGAAUUUCAUGUGCCAGGGGAGUUCCCAGCGACACCAGCUCUCAACGAAGAUUCCAAGAUUUACCACGACGUGGUCCAACAUUAG